Molecule: messenger RNA, 525 nt
Organism: Pestalotiopsis fici W106-1
Lineage: Eukaryota; Fungi; Ascomycota; Sordariomycetes; Amphisphaeriales; Sporocadaceae
Exons: 2
Coding region: 1-525 (174 amino acids)
Cellular component (GO): cytosol
Source: RefSeq, a predicted model, not a curated record
AUGAUAGACAGCAAGGUCCAUGCAAGUCCUACGCUGCACAGGGAGCGAAUCUUGGCAGAAGUAAACACCUCAAUCGACCUGCUCGGCAUAGACAAGGCAAAUACCUACUAUCUGCACGAAUUUGAUCGGCAGACCCCUCUCGAGGAACAGUGCAAGGCAAUGAAUGAUGCCCAUCGGGCAGGAAAGUUCGACAAUUUUGGCUUCUCCAAUCUUGCGCCAGCAGAGGUAAAGCAAAUGGUCCAUGUUUGUCGCCGAGAGAACUGGGUCGUACCCUCGGUCUACCAAGGUCACUACAACGCUGUGGCUGGAGGCGAAGAGGAUGAACUGUUGCCUUUGCUACGUAAGCUGGAAUUGAGCUACUAUGCCUACUCUCCGGCUGCGGGAGGCCUGUUCAGUGGUACCCAGACCGGCGAUGCGGCAGCAAGGAAGCAAAGUGGUCGUUGGAAACAAGACGUAAGAGUUGUCACAGCACCUUCCUAUGGGGAGAGUUGGGAAUAUAUUUCGACGGUUCUUGUUAGGUGCUAG